GCGCUCUCGCUGUGUAGCGACAAGAUGGCGGUCGCCGCCGGAUCAGCCGUUAAAGUUCCUCGCAAUUUCCGGCUCCUAGAAGAGCUGGAGGAAGGCCAAAAAGGUGUGGGAGAUGGGACAGUGAGCUGGGGUCUGGAGGAUGAUGAGGACAUGACCUUAACACGAUGGAGAGGGGUGAUCCUUGGUCCUCCUAGGACAAGCUAUGAAAACAGGAUGUACAAUCUGAAGGUUGAAUGUGGGCCAGGAUACCCAGAGUCACCACCGUUUGUCAGAUUUGUGACAAAGAUAAACUUGAAUGGCGUGCACACCUCCAACGGUGUGGUUGACAUGCAUGCGGUGACUGCACUGGCCAAGUGGCAGAACUCCUACAGCAUCCGGAUGGUGCUGCUGGAGCUGCGACGGCUCAUGACGUGCAAGGAAAACAUGAAGCUUCCUCAGCCACCCGAGGGCCAGAUCUACACCAACUGAGCCCCUGCUACUUUUGCCUCCAUCUUUUAUCCUCCUUUCCACUCCUCUCCCCCAACUCUUCUGUUUUGCUUUCAUCCCUUUAUCCCCCAUCAUCCGCCAUGUGACAUUCCACCACCUGCCAACACCUUGGCUGAGCACACACAAAGACACUCAAUCACACACACACCCAAGUAUACAAUGACAGGUACACACACACACACACACACACACACACACACACACACACACAUACAUCUGUAUACACACUUAAUGAGCAUUCAUGAAAAUCAUUCCAGGCCCCCGGCCCCCUCUCCCUUUCCCAUCACUGGAGCUCUGGGUGGACUCGAUGUGACGAGGCAGGCGGAGUCCUCAGUCCACACCAGAUAUGAUCAUUCAAAUACUGUACAUCUAACUAAUCUUUUUUUUAUUAUUAUUUGUUAAAAAAUGCAGAUUGUACAAUAACAUAAAUAAUCUUAUUGAGUGUACCUCUUUGUCUGUUGCCUUUUUGUAACAUUGAAAACGGCCACUUAACAUAAUUGCACAUAGUUCACUAGGCAGUUGGUUGCUGUAAUCAUCUCUCAAGGUUUACGUAUAAAACCCCCACACCCAGAACACAUUUAACUUGGCAAAUAAUGUGAAGAAUGUCUUGUCAUGUGGCCAGAUGUCUAAAAAUAAUAUUUAAGUCAGUGUAUGUUGACAUGGGCUUGCACAAAUUUUUUUUUUCCCCCCCCCCAACAACACCCUUAUUAAAUGCAUGAAUGCAGCUCAGCAAGGUGCCUGGAAGUGGUCACCUUAGUCACACAUGGCUUUUUUUUUCUCUUCUAUGUAAGAACUGUCCAAAGUGAACGUUGUAUCUAUGCCACUAUAUCUGAUCUUAAUAUGCAUAUUAGCAUACUGGUAGUAUGCAUAUCUGCUGUAGGUCUGCAGAAGUCCCAGUUAAACCAUGCUUGAAAACAGAAGUGAAAUCAGCUACCUCUUUUGGUCCUGUGUAACGUCAGGAGUUAUCUGACUUGUGAAACUGUCUUUGCUACUUCAUGUGACAAUUUGUUUUUACUUUCUCCACUUCUUUCAUAAAUCUUCAUGCUUUUCAUGCA
Messenger RNA from Seriola dumerili (greater amberjack), 1541 nucleotides. It is a transcript of the gene ube2v1, whose product is annotated as ubiquitin-conjugating enzyme E2 variant 1-like. The coding region runs from base 25 to 468 and encodes 147 amino acids. NCBI's taxonomy places the organism in Eukaryota, Metazoa, Chordata, Actinopteri, Carangiformes, Carangidae. The transcript has 4 exons. The record is from RefSeq and is a predicted model, not a curated record. Gene Ontology annotation, cellular component: nucleus. Gene Ontology annotation, biological process: protein K63-linked ubiquitination; DNA damage tolerance.